CCAACCUACAGCAACCGGACGGGACUUUUAUUUCCGUGGGAGGGCGAGAGACUACUGAACAGUGCACAGAGACUGUCAGGCAGAGCAGGCUUGUGGACGGACUAUUCUUAGUGCUGGGGACCGUCUGGUGGUGAGUCCUCAUUGCCUGGGGCCAGAGUUCAAAGGUCACGGGUGACAGCAACAAGGAGCAGGAUGAGCCGCGUGUCCGUGUGUGCUGUUCUCCUCCUGUUGGGGAUGUCCUGGAGCUCUGCACAAGAUGACUUGGAGUGGACCACCUGGUUUAACGUGGAUCACCCUGGCGGUCGCGGGGACUACGAGCAGCUGGACGCGAUACGGUUCUACUACCGCUCCCGCGUGUGCGACAGGCCCCAGGCGGUGGAGGCUCGCACCACCAACUGGAUCCCGGCCGGCCGCACCGGGGAGAGGGUCCACGUGGACCCGGCCAUCGGGUUCUGGUGCGCCAACAACGAGCAGCCCGCUGGACGCAACUGCUCCAACUACGCCGUCCGCUUCUUGUGUCCCAGAGAUAACUCAGCCGUGGUGAAGGGAGCCUGGGGUCCCUGGACCGGCUGGACAGAGUGCCCAGCGAAGUGCGGUCAGGUCGCCGUGCAGAUGCGCUCCAGAACUUGCAAUUCCAAGCCUAACCAGAGGGGGCAGCAGUGCAACGGGCCAACGGUGGAGGGGAGGCAGUGCAGAGGACCAGAGUGCCCAGGUUGCCACCUGCAAUGCACCGUGGGUCGGGUCAACGUGGAGUGUGACGCCUGCAUGUGUGAGGCCCACACAGUGUUGGGGUCCGUGCGGAGCGCUGGGGGUCUCCCCGCCCCGGGGGCGGCCAUCCUACGCUCAGGCCCGAGCCCCAAACUCCUGACGCUGUCCGACCAUAACGGGCACUUCCGCAUCCCGGGGUUGUGCCCCGACGGAAACUCCUCCUUCACUGUGCAGCUGCUGGGCCACGCGCCCUAUGAGGUCAUCGUGCCGCAGAGCAACGAGCGCACGUCUGUUCUGCACGUGAAGCUGGAGCGAGCCAAGAAACCAUACAUAGUGAAGAACCCAGAGCCCAAGGCCCGCAGAGAGGGACAGACCACAGCGUUCUGCUGCAAAGUGAGCGGAGAACCGGAACCCACCGAGUUCCAGUGGUUCCACAAUGGCAGUCUGCUGGACAGGAGCACACUACACUAUGAUAGCACCCUGGUCCUGAGGAACCUACGCAUGAGCCAGGCCGGAGAGUACUACUGCAGGGCAAGCAGCCCCGCUGGAGCGGUCAAGUCCAAACCAGCCACUCUCACUGUCAUAGGUCAAGACGAGGCUUCCUGCAACCCGAAACCAGAACCCCACCUGAUCCGCCUCCCACACGACUGCUACCAGAAUCAGACCAACUCGUUCUACUACGAAGUGGGCCGAUGCCCGGUCUCCACUUGCGUGGGCCAGCUGGACAACGGCAUCAGGUGCAAGGACUCUGUGUCAUACUGCUGUGGAGUCGCCAAGAUGGAGGAGAGACAGAUCAACUGCCAGGGAUACCAGCUCCCCACUAUGGUGAUUACCGGGUGCGGCUGCAAAAAGUGUGUUGACACCAAGGCCAUCGUCCGCGGGCGAGCCGUAGCCGCUGACACCGGGGAGCCAAUGAGGUUCGGCCACAUCUUCAUGAAUGGGGUCAGGAUCAGUCGAACGGGCUACAAAGGCACCUUUUCCAUCCAGGUGCCCCCAGACACAGAGAGGCUAGUGCUCACUUUUGUGGACAACAUGCAGAAGUUCGUCAACACCACCAAGGUGCUGCCGUUCAACAGCAAAGGCGGAGCCGUGUACCACGAGAUCAAGCUGCUCAGGAAGAAGGCUCCCGUCACGCUGCGCUCCACCGUCCCAAACACCCUCCAGCUCGGGGAGGUGGCAGACCAGGAUCCUAUCGCCUCAAUUGAGGUUCCACCCAACUCCUUCUUCCGCGAGAACGGAGAAGUGUACAUGGGCAAUGUUCAGGCCAGCGUGACUUUCCUGGAUCCCAGGGACGUGUCGACGGCCGCCGCUGCCCAGAGCGACCUCAACUUCGUGGGAAACGAGGGUGACACGCUGCCCCUCAGGACCUACGGGAUGUUCUCUGUGGACUUCCGGGACGAAGAGGCCGGCGAGCCACUCAACGCUGGCGAGGUGAAGGUCAAACUGGACGCCGCACAAGUCACGAUGCCUGAACACCUGAACACCAUGAUGCUCUGGUCCCUGAACCCCGAGACGGGCCUGUGGGAGGAGGAAGGUCACCUCAAGAUGGAGAAAAAACGCCGCGGCAAGCGAGAGGAGAGGACGUUCCUCAUCGGCAACAUGGAGAUCCGGGAGAGGAGGCUGUUCAACCUAGACGUCCCGGAGAACCGCAGGUGCUACGUGAAGGUUAGGGUGUUCCGCAGCGAGCGCUUCAUGCCCAGUGAACAGGUGGAAGGAGUCGUCACCACUCUCAUCAACAUGGAACCAACGCCGGGGUACUCCUCGAACCCCCGGGCUUGGGGUCGCUUCGACAGCGUCAUUACGGGGCCCAAUGGAGCAUGUCUACCUGCAUUUUGCGACGACCAGAAAGCGGACGCCUACACCGCCUAUGUCAUGGCCAACCUGGGGGGAGAAGAGCUGGAGGCUGUGGCAUCCUCCCCCAAGCUGAACCCUAACGCCAUUGGUGUUCCUCAGCCCUACCUGGGGAAGCUGGACUACAAGAGGACCGAUCACGAGGACGAACGUGUGAAGAAGACUGCCUUCAGCAUCAACCUGGCCAAGCCCAGCCCCAACGCAGCCGAGGAAGCUAACGGACCCAUCUACACGUUUGAGAACCUUAAAGAGUGUGAAGAGGCUCCUUUCAACGCUCCUCACUUCCGUUUCUUCAGGGUGGAAGGCGAUCGCUACGACUACAACACGGUGCCGUUCAACGAGGAUGACCCCAUGAGCUGGACGGAGGACUAUCUGAGCUGGUGGCCGAAGCCGAUGGAAUACCGUGCAUGCUACAUCAAGGUCAGGGUCAACUCCCCCCACGAAAUUAACGUGCGGUCCCGAAACAUGGGCGGUACACACCCUCGCACUGUGGGCCAACUAUACGGUAUCCGGGACACCCGGAGCAUCCGAGACAUGGACCAGGCGGCUGUCUCUGCUGUCUGUCUUGAGUUCAAAUGCAGUGGGAUGCUCUAUGACCAGGAUCGUGUGGACCGGACCCUGGUCAAGGUCAUUCCCCAAGGAAGCUGCAAACGUGACAGCGUGACCCCAAUGCUGCAGGAGUACCUGGUCAACCACUUGCCUCUAGCCGUCAACAACGACACCAAUGAGUUUACCAUGCUGGCGCCACUUGACCCGCUGGGCCACAACUACGGCAUCUACACGGUGACUGACCAGGACCCGCGCACCGCCAAAGAGAUUGCCCUGGGGCGCUGCUUCGACGGCACCUCGGACGGAACCUCUCGGGUGAUGAAGAGUAACGAGGGCGUGGCGCUGACCUUCACCUGCGGCGACCGCGAGGUGACCAGGACCAGUGUGUUUCAGCAGCUGCAGAACGCCCAGGGGGGGCAAGGUGCCCAGACCGUGGUGACGGCAGGGCGACAGCCACAGGGGCAACGGGGUAACAGAAGGCAGAGGGGAGGGACAUCAGGAAAUCUGAGAGGCAACCGUAGGCGGAGCACUCGGAACCCUGUCAAAAACACACGUGUCUGACGUCUUAACCCCACACACGAUAUGCACACACACACACAGCAGCAAUGUCUUUGGUAAAUACAUUUUCUUGGUGAUAAUAGAAGGGUGGAGGUGGUAAUGUUUUAAUUUUGUAAUCAUGUCAGGAGUUGACUGGCACACCGUUAUUUUUUUGUUUUCUCUUCUAUUCUGGAAGGUGAAUAGUACCCUUAUACCAAAUCAUAUUUUACUCAGAUUAUUCUUGCCCAGGGAUGUGUUGGGACGCCGUUUAUGUUGAAUUAUGCAUUUUCCUCUUGUACUGUGAUAACUAAUAUUUAGUACUUGAAACUGUAAAUAUUGGUAUAUUUAUUACACUUCAUAUGAACCCAGACAGAUAAAAAUAAAAACAACCAAAAAAGUA
This is a messenger RNA of Alosa alosa (allis shad), 4045 nucleotides long. Its product is annotated as cartilage intermediate layer protein, nucleotide pyrophosphohydrolase. The record is from RefSeq and is a predicted model, not a curated record. The transcript is spliced from 8 exons. The coding region runs from base 193 to 3669 and encodes 1158 amino acids. NCBI's taxonomy places the organism in Eukaryota, Metazoa, Chordata, Actinopteri, Clupeiformes, Clupeidae.